CCCAGUUAGUUAACGGCAAUGUGAGUUAACGGGAAAGUUCACUGAGUGAGUUCAGCUGUGUGUCGAGACGGGGAUAGUUUUACCAGGCGUGUGUUUCCAGACUUUCAGACGCAAUGCCAGCCUUCGGUGGAGCUGUGCCAUAAACGAGAAGGCGAGUCCUCUGACCCAGUGUCUCCCCAAGUGACCCCCAGCCCCAACCUGACUCAGGGAUAUCAUGGCACCCCUCCACGUUCACUUUUCGACACUCCUCUUCCUCCUCCACCUCUCAUUUCUCCUCCUGGCCCACCCCUGCACUUCCUUCAGGCCUCAGGUUGUAGAGCGAGAGUCUGGCCCCGAGCAGCCUCAGUCCUCUGGUAACACUACAGGGUCUGGCAAGCGCACAUGUACAGGCAUUGUGGUGUGUAAACCCGGUAUCCUGCUGCCGGUGUGGUUACCACUGAACCCUCCACUGGGGGAGCAGGCAGGAAGGGCUGUCAUCUACUUCCUCUGUCUUAUGUACAUCUUCCUGGGUGUGUCCAUCAUUGCAGAUCGCUUCAUGGCAUCCAUAGAAGUCAUCACCUCUCAGGAGAAAGAGGUGACCAUCACCAAACCCAAUGGUGAAACAACAGUAACGACAGUGAGAAUAUGGAAUGAAACUGUGUCCAACCUCACGCUCAUGGCCCUGGGCUCCUCUGCACCUGAGAUCCUGCUUUCUGUUAUUGAGGUGUGUGGGCACAACUUUCAUGCAGGGGAGCUUGGCCCGGGCACCAUAGUGGGCAGCGCUGCCUUCAAUAUGCUUGUAAUAAUUGGUAUCUGUGUGUGGGUGAUCCCUGACGGAGAGGCCCGCAAGAUCAAACACCUUCGAGUGUUUUUUAUUACGGCUUUCUGGAGUAUUUUUGCCUACAUUUGGCUCUACCUCAUACUGGCUGUCAUCUCACCUGGGAUUGUAGAGGUGUGGGAGGCCGCAGUGACGCUGCUUUAUUUUCCGGUGUGUGUGAUCUUGGCUUGGAUUGCUGACCGCCGCCUACUCUUCUACAAAUACAUGCACAAGCGUUACCGUGCUGACAAGAGGCAUGGCAUUGUGGUGGAAAUGGAAGGUGACCUGGAGCCCAAAGGCAUUGACAUGAUCAUGGAUGGAAAGUUGUCAGACGGCAGUUCGUGCCCUGGAAACUCCAGUGUGACAGUCUCUGUGCAGACAGGCAAUGAUCUACACCAGAACAAAGAUGAGGUGGUCCGCAUCCUGAAAGACCUGAAGGAGAAACACCCAGACAAAGACCUGGAUCAGCUGAUUGACAUGGCUAACUACUCUGCUCUGGUUCACCAGAAGAAGAGCCGUGCCUUCUACCGUGUUCAGGCGACACGCAUGAUGAUUGGCGCCGGCAACAUAUUAAAGAAACAUGCAGCUGAACACUCACGUCGCUCAGGAGACCAGGAGGCUGACAAGGCCACAUGCUCGCACAUUUGUUUUGAAACUGCCCAGUACCAGUGCACAGAGAACUGUGGCUCUGCGAGUCUCUGGGUGAUACUUGAGGGGGGCACAGGCCAGAACACUUUCUGUGUGGACUACUGUACAGAAAAUGGCUCCGCCAAUGCUGGGGCAGAUUAUGAAUUCAGUAAGGGAACCCUGGUGUUUAAGCCAGGGGAGACCCGCAAAGAGAUUAAGGUGGGCAUCUUGGAUGAUGACAUCUUUGAGGAGGAUGAGCAUUUCUUUGUGUGUCUUCGGAACCUGAGGUUAGAAGAAAGUGGAAAUGAAGGGACAGGAACUCCCCCCAAGGGUAGACUAGUGGAGCCAACGGUUGCCACUAUCACUAUCUUGGACGAUGACCAUGCUGGCAUCUUCACCUUUGGCCAACGAGUAUUGCGGGUGAGUGAGAGCACAGGCACGCUGACGGUGACAGUGGUGAGGAGCUCGGGCUCCAGGGGCACGGUUGCUGUGCCGUACCAUACAGAGGAUGGCAGCGGCAAGGCUGGGGUGGACUACGAGGAGAGCAGAGGGGAGCUGGAAUUCACCAAUGAACAGACCAGUCAGAUCUUACAAGUGCACAUUAUAAAUGUGGAGGAGUAUGAGAAGCAGGAAAACUUCUUCAUUGUGCUGGAGGAUCCUAAAUGGCUGAAGCGAGGAAUUUCUGCACUGCUGUUAAACCAGGGCAACCCCACCCCUGAGGAGGAAGAAGCCCGGAGGAUCUCUGAGAUGGGCAAACCCAUUCUAGGAGAGCACAGCAGGCUAGAGGUCAUCAUAGAGGAGUCCUGUGAGUUUAAGAAAACAGUGGACAAACUCCUGAAGGACACAAAUCUGGCUUUAGUGAUUGGCACACACUCGUGGAGAGAGCAGUUCAUUGAAGCAGUCACCGUCAGCGCAGGUGAUGGAGAUGAGGAGGAGGGACAGGAGCAGCGAAUGCCGAACUGCUUCGACUAUUUUAUGCACAUAUUGUGCAUUUUCUGGAAGAUUCUGUUUGCUUGCAUCCCACCCACCGAGUACUGGAAUGGCUGGGCUUGCUUCCUAGUGUCAAUCUCUGUCAUUGGUUUCUUAACAGCCAUUAUUGGAGACCUUGCUUCCCAUUUUGGCUGCACCAUCGGCCUGAAAGACACUGUCACUGCGGUGGUCUUUGUAGCACUGGGGACUUCACUUCCUGAUACUUUUGCCAGUAAAGUGGCUGCCACUCAGGACCAGUAUGCAGAUGCAUGUGUGGGAAAUGUGACAGGAAGCAAUGCAGUCAAUGUGUUUUUGGGCAUUGGGGUGGCCUGGUCCGUGGCUGCUGUAUAUUGGGAAGUCAAAGGUAAAGUCUUCCGUGUGGACCCCGGCUCGCUGGCCUUCUCCGUCACACUCUUCACCAUUUUUGCCUUCUUCACUAUGGGAGUGUUGAUGCUACGCCGGAGGCCGUCCAUAGGCGGCGAGCUUGGCGGCCCGAGGAUCCCCAGAGUUCUCACUUCACUGCUUUUCUUUGGACUCUGGUUCCUCUACGUCCUCUUCUCUAGCUUAGAGGCCUAUUGCCAUAUACAAGGCUUCUGAGAGAGCACAGCUGGGGAGAGUAAUGACUGCACAAUAACAAACACACUAGACCGGGACAUUCACCUUUACAGUACUGUUAGGGUAACUACCACUGAGAAGAUCUAUCAUCACUUGACAACUGCUGCCAUGGUCCGUAAAAAUAAAUGUAUACACACUACAGACUUGCACAUGCAAAUCUGUACGUCAUACCCACUGCAGGACAGUUCCAGCCAGUAUAAAUGAUUGUGACAGUACUGAUUUAUUUUCACUUGAGUAGACUAAAUAACAUGUAGUGACUGUAUUUGAUAAAGGAGAGCAAAUGGUCAACAUGUACUCAGUGAAGGCACUGGAUUUUGCUUGAUGCCUGAUGACUGAUUACCUGGAUUUCAAGUUUGGUCUUUUUUCACCUCACGCUUAUAGAGGCUGGGUCAGUUUAGACAGCCUAACCUAGUAAAUAAAUAAGAAAAUCAAUGACGGCAGAUGAGCAAUGUUAAGUGAUAAAACAUGAAAAGCUGCCCUGAUACAUGAAAAUAAUGGUUGAAGAACACUACGCUUUUUGUUGUCAAAUCCAUUAUUUUUUGAACAUCAGGACACCUGGGUGUAUCACCACGCUUAUACAAUGGCCACUUGUCACGGGCAAAGUGGAAGAUGUGUUCUAACUGUCAUCCAUUUUUAAAGUUUGUUUGUUAUCAGUGAGCAUUAACCCAUAAUUAGGUCUUUUUGACAAGUUAGAGUUUAUUGUUAAGGUAGCUCAAAGCAAAAGUAAUGUUGCUAUGGUUACCUUCAGUUUUUGCGCAGAGAUUUAGAACAAUAGUUAAACUGUUGUCUGUUAAAGUGUUUAAGUUGUCUUGGUGUACAAUUUUGAAUUGGACUGCCAGCCAAUCAGAACCAAGUGUCUUCUGCGGCCGUGGUAUAGAAAAAUGAGCACAGUUUGGUCACAAUCUACAGUUUGGGAGAUAAGCUGCUGUUGUGUAAUAUCUCUCACUGAUACAUUGUGUGUUCUCUGUUAAGUUAUGUGACGAAAGGCUUUGUUGAGUGUAAUUUAAUGCAUCUACUGAAUUUGAUCUCACUAUAAGUAUUGAUAAUAGUAAUAAUCAAAAAUGCACUAUAUGGAUCCAAUAGAGAAAUGUAUAACUGACAAAGACUUAAAAAGGCAAUGAAUUUCUGAUAAGCUGUGGAAUGAAAAAAAAGUAGGCUACCUAGUAUCUGCCAUUGAGUGUGACUGUGAAAGCGAUGGUUCAUUCACCACUGAAAUUGUAUCUGUUUAUUUAUCAAUGGUGUAAUAUAAUGUCUUUGUAAUUUUAUGUAUUUGAGCUGAUAUGAACAAAAAUACAUUGUAAUUUAUUGUAAGUUGUCAUUAUUACAUUGACAUUUUAACUGAGUGUGUCUUCAUUGGAUCCAUCACCCACACUGGUUGUUCAAGCACUGUAUUACUUCCUCAUUAGUGCAGAAGAAGACAGAUUGUCUGGAUUUGAAGAGUAAUACCACAAUG
Molecule: messenger RNA, 4460 nt
Organism: Micropterus dolomieu (smallmouth bass)
Lineage: Eukaryota; Metazoa; Chordata; Actinopteri; Centrarchiformes; Centrarchidae
Gene: slc8a2a
Product: solute carrier family 8 member 2a
Exons: 13
Coding region: 215-2989 (924 amino acids)
Biological process (GO): cell communication; sodium ion transmembrane transport; calcium ion import across plasma membrane
Cellular component (GO): postsynapse; sarcolemma; axon
Molecular function (GO): calcium:sodium antiporter activity
Source: RefSeq, a predicted model, not a curated record